Megalobrama amblycephala (Wuchang bream) is the source of this 2204-nucleotide messenger RNA. RefSeq names its product solute carrier family 25 member 15a (gene slc25a15a). Gene Ontology annotation, biological process: mitochondrial L-ornithine transmembrane transport. Bases 532 to 1443 code for a protein of 303 amino acids. The transcript is spliced from 8 exons. NCBI's taxonomy places the organism in Eukaryota, Metazoa, Chordata, Actinopteri, Cypriniformes, Xenocyprididae. Gene Ontology annotation, molecular function: L-ornithine transmembrane transporter activity. The record is from RefSeq and is a predicted model, not a curated record.
UUAUGUGUUUGCAUAAUUAUAUUGAUUUUAAAAAAGGUUGUCCCAGUGGAAUGUUAUUCUUACAUUAUAGCUUACCAAAAGACCAUAUUGUACCCUAUUGCUUGUAAGAAUUCAGGACCACAUCUUAAUCUGUACAAAGUUUGUGCAGAUGCUUAGGAUAACUGGCGCUAUGUUCAAGGAUAUCCUGCCAUCUAGUGGUUAAAAUACCUCAGUGUUGCUGGCAUUUGUUCUCUGACUGGGAAUAUCGCGUUUGAUGAAGUGACCUUGUGUCACAAUCUUGAUGUUGAGUCAACAGCUUCUGCAGGAUAUGACAGCAACACGAUAGUCCGCUUUCUCUUCUUCCCAAGUUCCAAGAAGCCCCCGCAUGCCGAGCAACACACACCCCUGCCCUUGCGUGUGUGGCAUGUACACACCUGUGGAGGUGAUCGAGGAAGUGUGCGUGUUUACACCGGCUUCAGUGUCCGCCUGCUGCCAGGACAGACGGAGUUCCGAGGAAGGGCGGGAAGUGAUGCAAUAUAGCAGAAGUUAACCAUGGCGCCACACCCUGUCACUCAAGCCGUCAUUGAUCUGUCAGCCGGAGCAUGUGGUGGGAUUGCGUGUGUGUUUAGCGGGCAGCCCUUUGAUACAGCCAAGGUGAAGAUGCAGACUUUCCCCGGCUUGUACAGAAGCUUUGUCCACUGCUUCGUGUCCGUCUACAAACAGGUUGGACUGCGAGGCCUCUAUCAGGGCACCACACCUGCCCUCAUAGCCAACAUUGCUGAAAACGCUGUACUCUUCAUGAGCUACGGCUUCUGCCAGAAUGUAGUGCGCUUUGUUUCAGGAGUGGCCCGAGGCACAGAACUCAGUGAUAUUCAGAAGGCCUGUUCAGGUUCUGUUGCCUCGAUCUUCUCCUCUCUGGCUUUAUGCCCCACUGAACUGGUUAAAUGUCGACUGCAGGCCAUGCAUGAAAUGGAGGCAUCCGGCAAGAUUGCCAGUGGACAGAAAAGCACGGUGUGGUCCGUUGUGAGAAAUGUGCUGCGGACAAACGGUCCUCUGGGUUUCUAUCAGGGUCUCACCACCACUAUAGUCCGUGAGGUACCUGGAUACUUCUGUUUCUUUGGAGGAUAUGAACUCAGCCGCUCCAUGUUUGCCCACCACAUGGGCAGAGACAAAGAGCACAUAGGUGUCGUGCCGUUGAUGUUCAGCGGUGGUUUCGGCGGAGCCUGCCUGUGGUUGGUUGUGUACCCCAUAGACUGUGUGAAGUCUCGCAUCCAAGUUCUGUCUUUAGCAGGGAAACAGGAAGGCUUCCUCAAGACUCUUAUGGGAAUUUUACGAAAUGAGGGAGUGGCACCUCUGUAUUCUGGUUUGACCCCGACUAUGAUCCGAACUUUUCCUGCCAAUGGAGCGCUCUUUUUGGCCUAUGAAGUCAGUCGCAAGAUCAUGAUGCAACAGUUUGAUCACUGAGGCCAUCUCUCAGUCUCUGGAGUUUUUCAGAAAAUGUUUAAUCCCAUCUUGAGUUUUCAGUUGCAUUGAGAACUUGCCUUGUGGACAUUUUAUCCACCUAAGUGUUAAUAUAUGUGCAUCUUGAAUAUUUUAUGUGCGAGAAAGAAUAUUUAAAUGAAUGAAAAAACUAAAAUGUAUAUGGCUCUGAAAAUCGAUGUUCCAAACUAGGGUUAUUUUUGUUAACGAAAACUAUUAAAACGUGUUAAUUGAAAUAAAGCUGAAAUAAAAUAAAGUAUAAAUAUUAGUUUAACAAACUAAACAGACAAAUGUUGCUUUGGCAAAUACACUGAAAUAAGUUUAAGUUGAACCACUAAAGUUAUUAACUGUAAAUAAAUAAAAACAAAAACUGAAAUAAAGUACAGGACACAGCUUACAGUAUGUCAUAAUGGCCAAAUUCAUAUACAUGUAUUGUAAUGGUGGCUCAGUGUUUCCAUUGAGUUGAUCUGUGCCUGUAUCUAUGGUGAGUAGCUCUUGACUGCAUGUUACACUCGGUUCUCCAGAGACCCAAAGCUCUGCUUUUAUUGUUUGUCUUAUAAUGAGGUCUUGGUUUAUGCAUUUGAGCAACUUUGAAGGUUAAAUAGUCAUUUGUGUGAUAAAUGUGUGAACAAACAAUACUGUAUUUUCCUGCUAUGCUUGUAAUGUUUUUGACAUAAAAUACACUCCUUAUGUUGCAGUGCCUCAUAUGCCAUACAAAUAAAUGUCAUUCAAUGAUUUUACAAACA